CCAAACUUUCGAUUGAGUUUAGUUAGAACUCGAUCGGUUUAGUCGUUAUUGAGAUCUGAUAAUCUCAGGUGCUCGCAAGUCGCGUAUUCGCGUAUACACGGAGCGGUCUCGCGCUGCGCGUUCACUUGGCGCGAGACACUACCGUGUCUCUUGAUUUGAAUUAAUUAUAUUUUUUAUUAAUUGAUCUUUUCAUCCUGUAGCGGGAAAUGCCAUUUUGUUUAGUUCUCUUUAUUUGAUAGAUACGCAGAAUAAAAAAUUGCGAUUUAAUUUAUUCGGAGGGCGCUGGAUCGCUCUAAAGCGUGGAUCGGUCUAGGACGGGAGACGAAUACCUCACACCAUAGACUUGGGUGUAGGCGUCUGGUUUGCAGCGGCAAAUGGUGUCCGCUCCGGUGCUGUCUCUUAUGGCGGAACGCAUAUAGCGCGCCGGCAGCCCUACGCCUACGCUAAAGUCUUACGACUUCGUAGCAGUGUUGUUAGACGGGACGGUUUUUCUCGUGCAUGCGCGAGAAUUCGCAGUAUAAAUUGUCUAUUUUAUUUGAUUUUGUACAAUCUUGACUUAAAAAAAAAAUUUUAUAUAAUGUUUCAAUAUGUAGACAAAAUGUAGGGCUCCUAAAAAACCUAUAUAAAUCAGAUUUUUAUACUUAAUAAUGUUAUAUUUGACGUGCAUGCGCGAGAAAAAUCGUCCCGUCUAACAACACUGCUUCGUAGGGGCAGUUGACAGGGAAGGUCGUACGCUUCGCAGCGCGCACCUUCCCGCACCGUUGGCUUGUGUGUCUCCCGCGGGAUGGAUAACGACAGAGAGAGAGAGAGAGAGAGAGAACUAAAGCGCCCGUGUAUUGCGAGAGAACGCUGAAACGCGCUCUCUCAGCGGGUGACGGGGGCCGCCGCGUUCCGUACGGAACUGCAACUCUGUGCCAUGAUUCACCACUCGCAAUGACUAUAGAAGGAAGGUAACUGAACUGAAGCACCACCGAUGUUUCACUCGCGACGCGGAGAAAAAGAGGAAAAGAAAAAAAGAAAAAGAACUUGAUUUAGUUGCACUAAUUUUAAUGAUAAAAAGAAAAGAGAAUUAUGUAUUUAAUGAGAACUCGCACCUUCACAAUUGAUCGUGUUCGUUUGAUUAGAUUGAAUUCGCACGUAUGCACUCGCUACGGUCGCACUUACGUUCUAUAAUUAUAAAGCAGAACUAAUUAAUAAAUGAAGGGAGAAAUUGCCACCUCGAGUCUCUCUAAAGUAAGAUCGCGUAAAUAUUCCAACUUCAACCUGAAUCAAUUGAAAUUAUUCUAAGUUCAACUCGUGAAAAUAACCUACAGCACAUGAUAUCCUAUGUAUCAUCCCAUUUUAAUACUCAAUGUACUGUGAUCAUCGUAGAAUGUUGAGAUCAUCGCUAUAAUAUCUUUUACAGUAUUAUUCGAUUUUCUUCCGCGCGCGUAUAAUCUCAGGUUUGACUCAAGAUACGGAAACGGUACGUAUACUAACGACAUCUGCAUACGUCGAAUCAUUAUACUGUCCUAGUACGGAGUGGUACGAAGUACGGACCAACGCAGACCAACGGACCCGCAUGUGUCCGCAUAGUGAUAUAUGUAUGUUAACAGAAUUAAUUAUAUUGAAGCGUAAUUGGUAUAAAGUUCAAUUUGUAUUAUUUGGAUUGGCUGCUGGCUAUUUGACAAUCAACGCUGUAGAAAUUUACGACAGAAUGACUGAAAAGAAUAAGAAAUAUGUUAUUGUUGAAUUCAAAAAUGGACUUCAAAUAAUACCCAUGAUAUGGUUGACUAGUGAUUUAAAAAGAGCAAAAUGGCCGAAAAAUUACAUAACUAAUAAAAGAUAUGACAAAGCAGUAAAAAAUAUGGAAAAACCAGAAUCAACUUGGGAGGAGUAUCCUAUUAUGAAAAUAUUUACAUCAUGUUGCCUCGCGAUUUUCGCAUCUAAGUGUCGCGUAGUCAUUGUUGCAACUUCGCAAGAUGUCUCGCGAGGAGAACGUGAACGAGGAUCAAAAAAUGCCACGAGGUGAAGAAGAUGUGGUGGAUAAAAAACCGCCACCGAUUACACGUAAAACGAGGAGUGACGGUGCCGUGAUUACACGGAGCCGUCACUGCAACACAUGUAGUAAGGAUGCAAGGAUGCCGCAGUCGACGGCGCCCGUACACAAACCGACGGCCGCGGCGCCCGUACGCAAAUCGACGGCCGCGGCGCCCGUACGCAAAUCGACGGCCGCGGCGCCCGUACGCAAAUCGACGGCCGCGGCGCCCGUACGCAAAUCGACGGCCGCGGCGCCCGUACGCAAAUCGACAGCACCUCCUGAAAAAAAAGAAAUAGAAGAAGGAGAAGAAGGAGAAGAAGGAGAAGAAGAAGAAGAAAGAGAAGAAUAUU
Messenger RNA from Monomorium pharaonis (pharaoh ant), 2370 nucleotides. RefSeq lists its product as uncharacterized. NCBI's taxonomy places the organism in Eukaryota, Metazoa, Arthropoda, Insecta, Hymenoptera, Formicidae. The coding region runs from base 1562 to 2011 and encodes 149 amino acids. The transcript is spliced from 5 exons. The record is from RefSeq and is a predicted model, not a curated record.